AUGGAGGUUGCUUUGGCAGCAUCCUUUGUUGAUGCUGAUGUUGACUGCUGGGACCUUCGGUGGGGGGCAGAGCAACUGCGCUAUAAAACUUGUGCUUCCACCCCUCAUGGCCUCGUCAGUGUGGGCAGUCGCUUCCUUGCAUCUUCCCAGAUCCGAGAUUCCUCAGCCAAUGCUGGUCUGGUUCUCUACUGGUCCUGGUCCAAGCCUCAAGUAGAAGCCAAGAGCUUUCCAGCUGAGCCGAUCAGGCCUCUUGCUGCUAAUCACCCAGGCACUUAUGUAGCCGGUGGAGGUUUAUCGGGUGACAUAUACUUUUGGGAGGUUGAAACUGGCAGAUUGCUUAAGAAGUGGCAUGCUCAUUAUAGGGCUGUAACUUGCCUAGUAUUUUCUGAGGAUGACUCACUACUGAUAUCUGGUUCAGAAGAUGGAUGCAUACGAGUUUGGUCCUUGUUCGUGAUAUUUGAUGAUUUGAAAAGGCAGGAAGCAGGUCAUCUUUAUGAGCAUAGUUUUUCAGAGCACACCUUAUCAGUAACUGACAUUGUAAUUGGCUAUGGAGGAUGUAAUGCAAUUAUAAUUUCUGCUGCAGAGGAUAGGACCUGUAAGGUUUGGAGCUUAUCUAGAGGAACACUGCUAAGAAAUAUAGUAUUCCCGUCAAUAAUUGAUGCGAUUGCACUGGAUCCUGCUGAACAUGUCUUUUAUGCUGGCAGUAGACAUGGAAAAAUAUUUAUUGCCGCACUUAACGCUGAAAAGAUCCGUAGUCAUAAUCAUGAGAUGCAUAUCAUCGGUUCAUUCUCUAAUCACAGCAAAGCAGUUACUUGCUUAACAUAUAGUGCAAGUGAGAAUUUGUUAAUCUCUGGAUCAGAAGAUGGAAUGAUUCGGAUUUGGAAUGCAAAAACUCGUAAUUUUGUCCGCAUGUUCAAGCACGCAAAAGGGCCUGUAAAUAAUAUUCUCGUUGUUAGAAAACAGCUUGACUCAAGCAAGCGUACUUCAACUUCACAAUCGUGCUCAAGAAAGCAGGGAUCUUUAUUACCCCCUCCAUUGGAAAAAUACUCAAAUUCAACAACAAAUGAAGCUUCAGAUGUUGAGAUGGUUGUUAGCCUUCACGAUGACAGGAUCGGUUUGGAUGUUUCAUACAUGUCUUGUCGGGCGAUACUUAAUCAAACCAAGGAAUUUCAGAACCAGGGCUCCUCUGCCUCUGAAAUGGCGAUGGAGAGGCUAAAAGCAGAUUGCAAGAGAUCUGCCCAGAUGGUUGACCGAUUUAAGAAAAUGUGUGAAGAUUUGCAAGAAUUCUAUGAGGAUGACUUCUUGAAAAGUGGUCAAACAAAAACUUAA
Neltuma alba is the source of this 1329-nucleotide messenger RNA. Its product is annotated as protein ROOT INITIATION DEFECTIVE 3-like. The record is from RefSeq and is a predicted model, not a curated record. The coding region runs from base 1 to 1329 and encodes 442 amino acids. Gene Ontology annotation, biological process: DNA-templated DNA replication; rRNA processing. Gene Ontology annotation, molecular function: protein binding. Lineage: Eukaryota; Viridiplantae; Streptophyta; Magnoliopsida; Fabales; Fabaceae. Gene Ontology annotation, cellular component: rixosome complex; nuclear pre-replicative complex. The transcript has 8 exons.